AAAAAUAGCCAUGAAGCCUAUAUCAAAAGAGCAAGUUAGGAAGAUUCUAGUGUCCUCGUCGUUAGACAAGAGUGACCUAGACUCCUAUUUUGAUUGUCCCUUGCCAACAUAUUCAGAAUUUCCUGAAGAAGACAAGGGCUGGCUUGGCAUUGCUAAAGGAAUAUUGGUGAAAGACUCCCCAUACAAAAGAGCCAUCCAGGCAGCCAAGUAUUCAACUAGGAAGGAGAGAGAGUGAAAUGGCAUGAAUAGUCCCAAGAAAUCCAUAGAAGUCCAGCUAAAGAAACUGGCAUCAACAACAAAUGACCAAAGCAUUUUUAAAAAUAUGAAUAAAUAGCAGAUAUGAAGAAACAGCCAGCUCUAGUCAUGCUAGAAGAGAUAGCUUAGGACAUGGUAUCAUAAGAUCUAAAGGAUUAAUAACAAAGCGAAGAAGAAGGAUAAGAGAUUAUAUUCAACAAAAGAGCUCAAAAUCAACCAAACCUGGAAUAAAAUCUCUCCAAAACGAAAUAAACACCAAGCAACAAGGACCAACAAGACCCGCAAAAAGUACUCUCCAACCCGUUAAGGUCAUAAAAUAAACGAACCACCAACCACCAGCAUAACUUAUGCCAAACUUUCUCCCAAGAUCUGUACAGAACACGCAAAGCAUGUUCAAGCUUAGAACCCACAGGCCCUACAAAGCACACACAGAAGUUCAGGAAAAGACCCUAAAAAGACGCCUGGACAUGCCCUGCCUACCUCUAAAGGGGUACUGCAUAAGUACUCGAACAAUAUCACAUUCUCAAGAAUAUAUACAAAGAAGUUAGGCUCAACAGAUAAGGGAGAAACCUAACUGG
Molecule: messenger RNA, 833 nt
Organism: Moneuplotes crassus
Lineage: Eukaryota; Ciliophora; Spirotrichea; Euplotida; Euplotidae
Source: the annotation of a GenBank genome assembly